UGUCCCUUAGAUAAAAAUGACCUUUUUGCUUCUGCACAAGUCACGUGAUACUAAAUCGCUAUCCUUUGACGCUCCCUAUUAGCCUGCGCGCGCAGAAUAAAGUGGGACAUCUUAUAUUUCGCUGUUAUCAUGGCUAUGUGGACACAUAUUUUUGUGUAUAUUCUACUAUCUUCUUGUUUCCUGCAAUGCUCGGCAACCUCAGUACGUCUUGUUGGAGGAAGUUACAGCUGGGAAGGGACUGUUCAAAUUUACCAUAACGGUUGGGGGACAAUUUGUGAUGAUGAUUUUGCCCAUAAUGAAGCACGAGUGAUAUGUAGAAUGUUGGGUUAUUCUACAAGAGGUGCAAUUUCGUACCAAUCAGCACAUUUUGGACAAGGAAGCGGCCAAAUAUUGUUAGAUGACCUUUCCUGCGACGGAUCUGAGAAUGAUAUAGCUAAUUGCGGCAACAGAGGAUGGGGAACUCACAACUGUGGACAUCAUGAAGAUGCUGGAGUUCGAUGCGGUUAUUAUUGUCGGAACAGUCCGUGCAGAAAUGGAGGCACGUGCAACGAAGUAUCGAACAGUAAUACUUGUUCAUGUCGACCAGGAUUUGGAGGCAGCUUUUGUGAAUAUGAUAUUUCUCAUCGGAUAAUUGGAGGUACUGGUAAUUUUGAAGGUGUCUUAGACCUCAAUUAUAAUAGUAAUUGGGGAACAUUUUGCCGUAAUUCAUUCUCAGACAAUGACGCCACUGUUGUUUGUAAAAUGAGAGGUUUUUCAACCGGAGUUGUAGUAGAUGGAUCUCGCUAUGGACAGUUAGAUUACGGGACAAUAUGGACAGGAAAUAUGGGGUGUUCGGGCACGGAAUCUCAUGUACGGUUUUGUAGUAAAAUUACCCAAGCCUUUGAACACAAUACAGCAUGCAGUCAUAAUAACUCGGUCGGAGUAAUAUGCAGCAAUCACACAUCUGUAAGACUCGUCGGCAAUAUACUUCCAUCAGAGGGUCGAGUAGAGGUUCAUCAUAAUGGUGUUUGGGGAACAGUGUGUGGGGCUCACUUUACACAAAACGAUGCCAAUGUUGUUUGCCAUAUGCUUGGAUUUAGUAAAAACGCCCUGAGCUUUCAUAGGAAUGUGACAGGAGGGCAAGGGCCAGUUUGGUUAAACACCUUGGGCUGCUCUGGUAGUGAAGCAGAUAUCGAGUAUUGUAGUCAUGGAAGCUGGGAUAAUCACACUUGUAGCCAUACAAAUGAUGUAUCAGUAAAAUGCGAGGCUACAAAAGUUCGCCUUUUCGGUGGCUCGGGAGAUUGGGAUGGAACAUUGGAAAUAAAUUACGAGGGAAGUUGGCGAACAGUUUGUGAUCCAUACUUUGGACAGAACGAAGCACGUGUUGUAUGUAACAUGCUCGGAUACAAUUUAACUGACGUGAAACAUUACGUAUAUCAGUCCAAUUACUUCGGCGACACUAAAACUGGCUUUCUUGAUCAAGUUAAAUGUGUCGGAAAUGAGAAGGACAUAACUCAGUGUGUCUCUUCCUACCAGACCACGUGCUCGGCUUCAAAUGCAGUUGGUUUGAAAUGUGAUGGUAUACAAGUGCGUCUUGCGGACGGUCCACAUAAAGGUAUUGGUCGUAUAGAAGUGUUACAUAAUGGACAGUGGGGCACAGUUUGUGACACAAAUUGGGAUGAUAAUGACGCUGUUGUUAUUUGCAAAAUGCUUUCCUCAUAUCCCUUUGAGAGUAAUGUAACAGGAAAAGCGGUAUCCGGUUCAUUCUUUGGAAGAGGCAAUGGACGUGUCUGGUUGUCAGACGUACAAUGUACCGGAAGUGAGGUAGACAUUUCGAACUGUUCUAUGUCGUGGUCGAGUGGUGUUAAUUGUGACCAUUCCAAUGAUGCUGGAGUAAUAUGUGACUAUCCAUAUCAAAAACGAUUAGCAGAUGGAAGAUCAAAGUCACAAGGUCGUGUAGAAUUUCUCGAGUCUGGAACAUGGUAUUCGUAUUGUACUGACGGUUGGAACAAAACUGAUGCUAAAGUCAUUUGCAAAGAAAUAGGAUACUGGAAUACAGACCCUGUCGUUAGCUACAACUCAACUUAUGGAAAUGGUAGAACAACUUAUAUUGUUAAACCAAAAUGUGAUGGUAGUGAAGGUAGUUUUGAGAUGUGCAGAAUGGACAAGUUAUUUAAAAGCACAACGUGCUCUGUCUCAAAUAGUGUAGGCGUUGAAUGUAAGCCAAUUUCUGCCG
Messenger RNA from Ruditapes philippinarum (Manila clam), 2215 nucleotides. Its product is annotated as deleted in malignant brain tumors 1 protein-like. The annotation marks the transcript as partial. The transcript has 15 exons. The record is from RefSeq and is a predicted model, not a curated record. Gene Ontology annotation, cellular component: membrane. NCBI's taxonomy places the organism in Eukaryota, Metazoa, Mollusca, Bivalvia, Venerida, Veneridae.